AUGCGACUUACUCUCGUUAUUUUAAUUAAAAAUUUCUUAUUAAUAUUUUUUAUCAAAAAUGUUAGUUUAUGUCUAUUUUAAAUAAAUGCAAUCAAUAAUAUCAAUAAAUAAUCAUAUAAAUAAAUAUUAAACUCUCUCCUCAUUUAUAAAGAAGAUAGUGUUAGAGCUUACUUUAUUAGAAUUGUAAUACUAGGAAAGGAUCGCGCUGGGAAAUCGUGCUUAUUGCUUUCAUACACAAGUGAAGGAUUUUCUGAAGAUUACUUAAAUACGAUUGGAGUUGAUUAUGUAAGUUUUAUUAAGAAAGCAAAAUUAAUUGAAUUUGAAGGAAAAUUUAUAAGAGUCCAGUUAUGGGACACUGCAGGGCAGGAAAGAUUUCAUGCAAUAACUAGUUGAUAUCUUAGAGGCGCAGACGGAUUUAUAAUUGUUAUGGACUUGACAAGUCCAGCUGCAUUAGAUACUGUAACCUCAUGAAGAAGUAAGGUAAAAGAGAAGCUUCCAGAAAAUAAAGUACCAAUUCUUCUCAUUGGAACCAAAGUAGAUCUUGAUCAUGACAGAGUGAUCAGUUAUGAUGAAGCCAAGAAGCUUGCAGAUGAAUUGAAUUUUAUAUAUGUAGAAACCUCAGCUAAGACAAGAAAAAACGUAGAUAAAGCAUUUGAAAUUUAUCAAGAAGCAUCAUGAAUAAUAAACAGAAUAACAAUUUAUUUUAAAAAUAAUGAUUUAAAAUGCAGCUCUUGCUAUACGCUCUGAGAUCAAAUGGAUUGUUUAUACUUUGAUAUAACUUAUUAACUCCCUCCCCUCCGUGAGUGAGCAAAACCAUUAGAAAAAUUCCUAUUUUUGCCCAAAAACCCACCCUCGGUGAGUGAACAAAAAUUUUUUAUGAAAAAAAAAAUUGAUAUAUAAGUGAUAAUUAAUAUAAUGAAAUCUAUAGGCAAUUCUGUUUAAUUUUAAAAACUUGCGUUUUAAAACAUAAAUUUUAUAAAUUAAAUUAAUAUUUGCUUUCCAAUUUUAGCGAAUUAGGAUUUUUUUAAAAUAUCUAAAAAAAAUUUUUUCAAUAAGAUUUAUAUAUAAUUUUUUUUAACAAAAAGUUAACCCCCCUCCUUGAUCGAACAAGAUUUUUUUGUUCACUCUCGGAGGGGGGAGUAA
This is a messenger RNA of Blepharisma stoltei, 1143 nucleotides long. The record is from the annotation of a GenBank genome assembly. Lineage: Eukaryota; Ciliophora; Heterotrichea; Heterotrichida; Blepharismidae.